Hippocampus comes (tiger tail seahorse) is the source of this 1637-nucleotide messenger RNA. Its product is annotated as cullin-3-B-like. The annotation marks the transcript as partial. The transcript has 5 exons. Gene Ontology annotation, molecular function: ubiquitin protein ligase binding. The record is from RefSeq and is a predicted model, not a curated record. Gene Ontology annotation, cellular component: cullin-RING ubiquitin ligase complex. Lineage: Eukaryota; Metazoa; Chordata; Actinopteri; Syngnathiformes; Syngnathidae. Gene Ontology annotation, biological process: ubiquitin-dependent protein catabolic process.
ACGCUACAGCAUCACAUGGGCGGGGCAGACCUAAUUGCUACCUUCUACGGUGCUUUGAAAAAAGAUGAUGGUUCCGAAGCCAGCUUGGGAGGUGCCCAAAUGAGCGGCUCAAACUCCCGUAAGACCAUUCUGCAGGUGUCCACCUUCCAGAUGACCAUCCUCAUGCUCUUCAACCACAGAGAAUGCUGCACUUUUGAGGAGAUCCAGAACGAGACAGACAUUCCCAGAUGGGAGUUGGUGCGGGCGUUGCAGUCUUUAGCCUGUGGGAAGCCCACGCAGAGAGUUCUCACCAAAGAACCAAAGUCCAAGGAGAUUGAAAACGGACAUUUGUUUACAGUCAAUGACCAGUUUACUGCCAAAGUGCACAGAGUCAAAAUACAGACAGUCGCUGCCAAACAAGGGGAGUCUGACCCGGAGAGGAAAGAGACACAGCAGAAAGUGGAUGACGACCGGAAGGUUAUGAUCGAAGCCGCCAUCGUACGCAUCAUGAAGUCCAGGAAGAAGAUUCAGCACAAUGUCCUGGUGGCCGAGGUGACUCAGCAGCUGCAGGCGCGCUUCCUCCCCAGCCCCGUGGUCAUCAAAAAGCGCAUCGAGGGACUUAUAGAAAGGGAAUACUUGGCAAGGACUCCAGAGGACCGUAAUAUGUACACUUACAUCGCAUAGAAGGGGGCUGUGCAGUGGGGGAGGAUGGACGUACGCAAAUGGGAAAGAGAUCUGCACGGAAAAUCCAUCAUCACAUCCUCAGAACGUGUUUUCCUGCGAUGAAGGGAGCUACUUUUAUUUUUGCAACCCCCCUGCGGAGAUGAGACGAACCAACCCGAUGUGAAAAUGUGAAUCUGCACCUUAUUUUUGUUGUUUCAAUACUGUCUAGAAAGUAUUUUUAAAAUGUAGAUUGUUAUAAAAAAAAAAACAGAAAUAAAGCGUAUGAUGGCUCAAUUACUCAUAACUGGAAUACGCUGAAGCCAUUUUCAUUUUCUAUCAUUGUAUUUCUACAUUGAGAAUUUAAAAAAAAAGCUUUAUUAAGGAAAAUGUUUGAUAGUUGUUCUCCUGGGAGUUCUUUUUUUAUUUCAUUGGAAGAAUUAUUAAAAUAUAAUAUGGUAUUUGAUACUUUGAUCCACAUUUUAGCAUUUCUUUGUAAACGUGGCUUGUCUUUGUUCGUACCUUUCUGUGUGGAGUUUGUUCUCUUGCAUUUUCUCCAGGUAUAUUGAUUUCCUCCCACCCAAAUUUACCACCAAAUGACGACUCUAAAUUUCCUAUUUAGUAGAAAAGAUCAUUCAUUCAAAUGGAGACACGUGCAUUCAAAUGUGCUAAAUGAAAUGCGGGGCACACAAAAUUCCACGAUGGUCCCAAAAUCUAAACUGUCGACCCAAAAUUGUGUUUUUCCCUUUAGGACUCAACAUGUGUUGAUUUUAAGCCCGAGGACAUAAGCAAAAACAAGUUGAGUCAUAGCUUUGAAAAUCUUGAUAUAUUUUUUUUUUUUUACUCAAUGCAGACAUUUUUGUACCAAAAGUCUAUGUCUGCAGCUAUUCUAGUUCUAAGAUGAAAUCUGUACAGUAUGGGUAUGAUGUCUGCGUCUUUGUGCCCUGGUGGAAUGAGUCUUCAAAAUACUCUCGUACUUUAAAUAAGCCACACCAAAA